UCUUUUGACUUCGAUCUGAAAAGUUGUUGUCAUUAGAGCUAAUCUUUUCACCUUUCAUCCAAUAAAACAUAAAAACGCUCCUAUAGAGAUUUGCCCGCGGUUUCGUGGGCUCACUGAAUCAAAAAGUAAAGCAGUGCAAUCGGUAUUGUCAAACGGUCGUAAUUAUUCCAAGUUUGGCGUAUUGAAAAUUAAUCCGUUCGUUAUCAUUGGUACCACCAGGAUUCCAUGAAUCAUCGAUUACGCGCACUGUGAUAAACAAUUGUGACAUACUGUGUGGUGAAACAUACGAUAAGCUACCGAACUGUCACGUGUGAGAGACUGAAGCACAAUCAAAUAAAAGAACAGUGGAAAAUAGCAAUCAUUUAGGAUUUGACGGAUUUGUUUAGUUGAAAUUUAUUUGUUGAUUUGAAAUUUAUGUUGGUUCGCUUUUGGUCUUAUAUUUUUUUUGUUUUAUUGAGGGGAUUUAGUUGCAAUUAGUUAGUUCGUUUUUGUUAGGUUUUUUUUUUUUGUUUAUCGCUAAUUACAUAUUUCGUCGCUUGGUUUUAUUUGCACGGAUUUUUGCUCGCGCGUACGUAUCAUUGCUUCCGCGUUAAUCAGCGAUCGAUCGCAUUUCUUCGUCCUUGCUCGCGAUGCUUUAAAUGUGCCUUGUAAUUUUGCAAUCGGGAAUGGAACAAAAGCCGGUUUCCUCGCCAACGACGGUUACAAGUGGUGUAAUAGUACAGAGUUGUGCACAGGUAGACGAUGGUGGAAGUUUUCUGGGGGGUGUUAGCGCUAGUGUAGGUAGUCUUUCCGAUAGUAAUCUUAGCUCGACGACGGCCACCAGUGGCAACAAGCCGAAGAUCACCACGUCGGCGGCUGGUUCCACCACGGCAACACCGGUUAAGGCAUCAUCCGGAGCCCAAACGACGACUUCGGCAGCCACAUCCUGUGUGUCCAGUCCGGUGCUGAGUCCGCCGCGGAAAAUCUGGGGCCGCAACAACAACGGAACAAUGGUUGAAACAUCUACCCCGUCCAACGAAGCUGAACUUCAACUUUACCGGGUGUUGCAGCGAGCAAGUUUGUUGAAUUAUUAUGAUACGUUGCUUGAAAUGGGCGGUGACGAUCUCCAACAACUGUGCGAGGCUUGCGAAGAAGAAUUUCUAGAAAUAAUGGCAUUAGUUGGGAUGGCGUCGAAACCUCUUCAUGUGCGGCGACUACAGAAAGCAUUGCAAGAAUGGGUCACGAAUCCUUCCGCUUUCCAAAGUCCUCUCACAAGUAUAGACACACCAUCACGUCUGACUUACAGUCCUGGUCCAGGUUCAAUAGCACGUAGUGUCAGCAAUUAUCCUACAGCAUCCGCACCGACAUCUAGCUUUAUUACAAACCCUUCAUCCAGUACAAAUCUGCAACCAUCUACACUGGGGCAUCUAGCUACUAGCCUAAGUAGCAGUAUCAGUAUAAGUAGCAACGUGGUCAGUCCUAUCGGAUCAACCACGGCAAACCCACUUCAGCUGACACCUUGCCUUACUGAAGAUCAGGUUGCCAAGAUUAUUCAAGCAGCUGAACGACUCUCCCGAACCAUUCCACGGCACCUAGAACCACGACAGCAAAAUGUCAAAAAACGAACCACGCGCGAUCUGGAGCAAGUAAUCGCCAUGAGCGAACACGAUCCUCGUCGGAUGGAAGAGAUUCGGAAGUAUUCCGCUAUCUACGGUCGCUUUGAUUGUAAACGGCGACCUGAAAAGCCGUUAACUCUACACGAAGUCUGUGUAAACGAAGCUGCCGCCCAGAUAUGCAAAUACGUUCCGGCUCUUCUCACUCGACGAGACGAACUGUUUCCACUGGCUCGACAGGUAGUCAAAGAAUGUGGAUUCGGUCAUUCCGCCAGCAUUCGACUUACCGGCUUAUGCCAAACGCAACCCAGUCGACACGAAGAGUUGGAGACAUCGCAGCAGAUGAAACGAGCACGGCUGUCUAGCGAUACCAGUUCCGAUCUGGGAAAGGAAAAUUCCGAUGACAAUAGAGACCUGUCCACCACUUCACUGUACCAGCACAUGACGGACAAACCGUUCGACCUAACCGAUUCAAGUAAAUUUUCAUUCACUAGAUCCGAAUUUGAUGACACAGAUUCUAGAUUUAGUUUUAGCAAUUCAAGUUCGUCACCAGUUCAAGCUGGAAACGGAAUCGACCGGGAUUUGAAUGAUCACGAGUUUCCUGACAACCUGCGUCAUACGGGCAGAUCACUGUUGCAACACGACAGCUCACUCGGAGUACAGGUUAUAUCGUCAUCCGGUGGGCACAUCAUCGCUGUGGCCAAUCCUGCACUGGCACUCAGUCCAGCACUGAGCGAAGCCAUCACCAUCAAACGUGAGGCGAUGUCACCGGAUUUAUAACGACGGCAUGGGGCCACACAAAGGAUCCUGCUACGAUCAACAGGCACGAUUGGUGUUUCUUCGGGACAUUACUAGGGUUUUUUCUUUGGCUUAAACAUUUGGUGAAGGAUUGGGAACUAGUCUAGAAACUUUCUAAAAGUUCAAAAUACAUUACGUACUAAACAUUUCUGGCAAAAUUUUGUAAAAUAAUUAUACAUUUCGGCAAUUGUGAAUAAUCACGCUAAAGUUUAUCAACGCAGAGACUGUUUCUUUUUGAUUUAUUUUAAUUUUUAGGUUCAAUUUUUUUCAGUUUUGUUUUCGAAAUAUAGUGCAAAAACACUUUGAAACAGCCAAUCGCUUAUUUGAAGACUGUCUUAUUUUUUUAGAUCGUUGUUGUUUCGCCUUAUUUCCUCAUUCUCAAUUGUAUAUAUAUAAUGCACGAAUUAACCAUCGAUACAUGCAUAACUGUGUAUAAUUUGUAGUUGUAAUACAGUUAAAUUAAUUCGAUACUUUAAUGCAAAAAUGCAAUGUCAUUCGUUCAUACAAUCUUCGUAUAGACACUGUGGAU
Ochlerotatus camptorhynchus is the source of this 2919-nucleotide messenger RNA. It is a transcript of the gene nab, whose product is annotated as NGFI-A-binding protein homolog. The record is from RefSeq and is a predicted model, not a curated record. Gene Ontology annotation, biological process: negative regulation of DNA-templated transcription. NCBI's taxonomy places the organism in Eukaryota, Metazoa, Arthropoda, Insecta, Diptera, Culicidae. Gene Ontology annotation, molecular function: transcription coregulator activity; transcription factor binding. Gene Ontology annotation, cellular component: nucleus. Bases 639 to 2372 code for a protein of 577 amino acids. The transcript has 7 exons.